AGUUGAUAAAAGGAAGUACCACACAUUGGUUUUGUCUGAAACUCAAGAAAAUUGAAGAUUCUUUGAAUUUCUUCCUGAACUGUUCGAAAUGGUGAAUUCUCCACUUCAAUCUCCCAAAAAUCCGCAUUUCUUCCAGCCACUUCUUCCUGGUUUCGAGACCCACCUCACGAUACCUGUUGUGUUCUUCUCUGAGCACAUUGUUGGAAAACAUGAGGAGGAGAAAAAGGCUAGACUCAGAUCAGACUCUUCAGAGAGAACUUGGGAAGUGAAAAUGGAUGGCCGGCGACUCACCCAAGGCUGGAACGACUUUGUGAAAGCUCAUGAUCUUCGAAUCGGCGACGUCAUUGUCUUUAAACACGAAGGAGACAUGGUGUUUAGUGUGACACCUUUUGGUCCUAGUUGCUGUGAGAUUCAGUACCCACAAAGUCAUAUAAAAAAGGAGCACUACAAUGAUGAUGAUGAUGAUGAUGAUAAAGACGACAUGGAGAAUCAGCACACCACUAGAGAGGGUUUGAGGAAGAGGAAUCUAAAACCCAAAACAGAGCCAGAGUCUUUUGUAUCAUAUGAUUACUCUUUUGUAGCAAACGUCACUGCUUCAAAUCUAAUAUUUGACACAAUUAAUCUUCCAAAGAAAGCUGCGAGCUUUGUAGCUUUGAACAAGGGAUGUCACAAGAUAAUACUAGUGAACGAAGAGGGAAAGUCGUGGACUUUGAAUCUGAGAUUUAGAGAAUCAGAAGGCAGCUAUUACAUGAGAGGAGGCUGGACAAGAUUCUGUCGUGAAAACAGACAAAAAGAAGGAGAUAUGAUCACGUUUAAUCUAGUUGGAGACGGUGAAUCUAUUCCAUUGCUCUGUAUUUGUCCAGAAGAAGUAUGUUCGGAGCUAAUGAGCAAAGCUAAAGAGAAGAAAAAGUUAGUGAAGCGUCGUAGGUGGGAAGUCUCACCAUCUCCAGGACGAAAUAGUUAUGUCACAAUCAGUCUCACAGCUUACAAUAUCAAAAACUCCAAAAUUACCCUUCCGGUAGAAUUCACAAGGGUCAAUGGCAUUACCAACAAGCACGAGAAGAUAAUUCUGGAAGAUAAACAUGGUGUGAAGCGGUUAACCAAGUUGGUCCGCGAUGGACCAGACCAUCGAAAAAGAGGACUGGGAAAAGGAUGGAAACUUUUCUGUAGUGUUAAUGAUGUACUCAAGGUAGGCGAGCCUUUCACGUUGAAGCUGCUUUGGGAAAAUAGAACUCCUCUACUUAAGUUUUGUUCCAAGGUUAAGGAGGAACCAAUCUAUGUCUGAAGACUAUUAUUAUAAUUAUUAUAACCAAUCAAGUCUGUCUUGUUUUCUUUAUUGUCUUUCGGAAAAACAGAGUAGUAAUUUGAUUGUUAAUGAACUAAAUUUGAUUGUUAAUGUUUUAAUUAUUGUUUAA
Messenger RNA from Capsella rubella, 1415 nucleotides. Its product is annotated as B3 domain-containing protein REM7. The coding region runs from base 89 to 1285 and encodes 398 amino acids. The transcript is spliced from 5 exons. The record is from RefSeq and is a predicted model, not a curated record. Gene Ontology annotation, molecular function: DNA binding. Lineage: Eukaryota; Viridiplantae; Streptophyta; Magnoliopsida; Brassicales; Brassicaceae.